GUUUAUACUUGCAUAAAAACCAAAGGUUUUUUUCUCUUUUUUUAGUACAUAAUAUAUAUUUAUGCGUGUGUAAAUUUUUUUUUGAAGUAAAUGAGGUGCAAGGAUCUUUUGACUGACCUUAGCAGCAGUGUCGGCGUCUGCGCCACUUGUCUCCGGCAGCGUCUUCUUGCGGUCCUCGCCGCCCAAGCUCAAUUAGCACGCGCUGCCGAGAGUCUUCGGAAACCUGACGUACCGCCGCUGAUUUUACCUCGGUCUGUUUCUCCUUACGUUAGUAGACGGAAAUCUGAAGACGACGGUGCCGACUGGAUCCACCACCAGCGGUUUUACAGCACUCCUCAGGUGGGGCCUACCCACGGCACCGGAGCCAGAGGCGAUUUUGAAGCUGUCAGGUCUUACAAAAAGAAAAACAGGUUCUCGUUCCUUUCGGAUCUUUUCAGAUCGAGAUCCGAGAAGUUUAAUUCGGAUCGUAGUGUUCAUUAUCAUCGGGACUCGUCCGAUGAACCGUCCUCAUCAGAAAUUUAA
This is a messenger RNA of Hibiscus syriacus, 522 nucleotides long. RefSeq lists its product as uncharacterized. The coding region runs from base 91 to 522 and encodes 143 amino acids. The transcript has a single exon. The record is from RefSeq and is a predicted model, not a curated record. NCBI's taxonomy places the organism in Eukaryota, Viridiplantae, Streptophyta, Magnoliopsida, Malvales, Malvaceae.